AUGACAGAAUCAAUGGUCAUGAUGGAGAUCCUUAAUAACAACUUCAUCACAUGCCAAUGUCCAGAUAGGCGCAUUCUUCUUAGGAGUUUCACCUAUGACGAGGUCUGUGCAGCAACACAUGACUUCGAAAUGGACUGUUUCCUGGGACAGGGUGGGUUCGGCCAAGUGUACAAGGGCUUUCUUGAUAGCACCAAUCAGGUGGCUAUAAAGAGGCUCGAUCUUCAGGGACAACAAGGGCAUAGGGAAUUCGUCACUGAAGUUCUGAUCUUGGGCAAUGUGCACCACCCAAAUCUUGUAAAGCUCAUUGGAUAUUGCACUAGUCAAGGUCAAAGGAUUUUAGUUUAUGAGUAUAUGCCUUUGGGUUCGCUGAACAGUCACAUCCAUGAUCUCCACCCUGGUCAGCAGCCUCUUGACUGGAGUACAAGAAUUAAGAUACUCCUUGGUGCUGCUAAAGGUCUUGAGCAUUUGCAUCACAAUUUCACCCCUCCUGUCAUCAAUCGUGAUGUGAAAUGUGCAAACAUUUUGCUCGGAGCGGGGUACCACCCGAAGCUGUCUGACUUCGGCUUGGCAAAGCUAGGUCCAACUGGUGACGAUACCCAUGUUUCAACAAGAGUUAUGGGUACACCUGGUUAUUGUGCGCCAGAGUACUUGAUGACUGGUAAAUUGACAGUAAAGACAGAUAUUUACAGCUUUGGUGUAGUUAUGCUGGAGGUUCUCACCGGAAGAAUGGCUAGAGACGAAAGACUCCCUGAAUCCGAGCGAAACCUUGUCGCAUGGGCUCUCAACUUUCUCCGCAGACGGGAGCUGGACGUUCUGGUAGAUCCGGCACUGCGGGGUCAGUGCUCCCAGCCUUGUUUGGAGCAUGCCUUUUUUGUUGUUUCACGCUGCAUCAGUGAAACACCCAGUAUGAGACCAAACAUGCGAGAUGUUGUCGCCUCUCUCACUGUGAUCUCAGAAGUUAGAUACAGAAGGCGGUUGGACCGUGGCGGACGCAGCACACCAACAAGAACUAGCUCUGAUCGGAACCACCAGGGCGAGGAUCAGGGAGAGGGAAACUAAGGAAUCCAGUGCAUAGCAAAAACAAUGGUGCUCUUCUGUUGCUGCAUUUUGUGGUGAUGGUCAGUUACUGCCUGUCUGGGAGCAAGAAAGUCAAUGCCUGUUCAGAUGAUACUGUUGAAUUGCGGGGAAGUACAUGGUCAUGAUGAAGAUUUUUUCCCCCUUAUAGUUUGUAGACAACCGUUGUAAACUCUUGUUGUGUUUGUCGUGGUUUAGUCUUAUCAGACGCUCUGUUUGCAUGUUGUAUUGAUGACGAUGGCUUGUUUCCCUUAUUUUGCAUGUUGUAUCGAGGACAAUGGCUUAUUUCCUUUAUUUUGUUCGCUUGGCUAAAAAGUCAUGAUAGCAAGUAUU
Molecule: messenger RNA, 1407 nt
Organism: Sorghum bicolor (sorghum)
Lineage: Eukaryota; Viridiplantae; Streptophyta; Magnoliopsida; Poales; Poaceae
Product: probable serine/threonine-protein kinase PBL7
Exons: 4
Coding region: 1-1059 (352 amino acids)
Biological process (GO): protein phosphorylation
Molecular function (GO): protein kinase activity; ATP binding
Source: RefSeq, a predicted model, not a curated record